Molecule: messenger RNA, 2441 nt
Organism: Zophobas morio
Lineage: Eukaryota; Metazoa; Arthropoda; Insecta; Coleoptera; Tenebrionidae
Exons: 1
Coding region: 1-2415 (804 amino acids)
Source: RefSeq, a predicted model, not a curated record
AUGUUUUCUUGUUUUUUAUGUACUUUUAGUAAUUUAGCGUUAGGUAAAUUUUUGAAACAUUUACGACAGGUGCAUGCUUUGUACGAUAACGAAAAAUUAAGAUUAAAAUGCUUUAGUUGUACCAACAUAUAUGAAACUUUUAGUGGAUAUAGGAGACACAUUCAAAAAUGUAACACACACAAAAUUAAUAAGGAUCGUUCUUCAAUCUCUAAUGUUGUAAAACCUCAAACUGAGUUAAUAUGUGCAUCUACUAACGAACAUUUUGAUUUUGGAUGUAACCUAACAUCAAAUACUAAUCAGAAAUCGUUAAGUGAUUACUGUGCGUCAUAUGUUUCGAGUUUAUACUCUCUGGGUUUACCAGACUCGACCAUUCAAAAUAUCCUAGAAAUGAAUGAAAAAUUACUAAAAAUAAUUUCGGAUACACGAAUCAGUAGCACCAUAGCUGUUCAGAAUGCAUUUUCAGAUAUUAACACAAAAUAUAAAAGAGAAUUGUAUUUUAAAAAACAUAUAGUUGAACCUAUUGAAAUUCCAAUAGGCAUAAGAUACGACCAAAUAUGGAAUAAGGAAAAGUUUGUCUACGAACAAAUCCUGAUGUCAUGUCAUUUUAUGUAUGUUCCAAUUUUAAAAACAUUACAAUUCCUUUUAAAAAAUGACUCUUUUCGAAAAUUAUUAUUUCAAAAACCCAAAGAAAGUCACCCCAACAUUCUUUCUGAAUUUUCACAUGGAAGUAUUUUCCGAAAGAGUGCAUUUUUUAAAGAAAACCCUCAUGCGUUUCAGCUGCAGCUCUACUUCGAUGAAUUUGAUACGGUAAAUCCAUUAGGAUCCAAAACGGGAGGACACAAAAUUGGAGCAAUUUACAUGAUGAUAAAGAACUUACCCGCUCAGUUAAAUUCAGUUUUGGAGAAUAUUCAUUUAGUUGCUUUAUUCUAUGCCAAUGACAUAAAGAAAUUUGGCAUGAACUCAGUUCUAGAUAUCAUUGUUAAAGAUAUUAAAAUUUUAGAAGAGCAAGGAGUUUAUGAUGACGUUGCAAAGACAUUUUUAAAAGGCACAGUUGUCUCACUUAGUCAUGACAAUCUGGGUGCUAAUCAAAUUUUUGGCAUGGUAGAAUCUUUUUCCUCGACUAACUAUUGCCGCAUUUGCAUUGCUAAUAAAACAGACGCACAAAGUAGAGCCAUUCAAGAUGAAAGUUUAUUAAGAAGUGAUUUUAUGUAUGAACAACAUUGUAGAUCGCUAAAACAGGAAACCGAUCUUUCGAAAAGAUCUAAUAAUACGGUCUGUGGCAUUAAAUUCCGAAGUUCCUUAAAUAAUCUUACUCAAUUUAAGUUAUGUAAUAAUCAGUCUGUAGACAUUAUGCAUGACUUAUUAGAAGGUGUUAUACAACUGGAACUUAAAUUAUUUUUCAAAUUUCUUAUUUCAGAAAAAAUCAUAACCCUCGAAGAUAUUAAUGACAGAAUAAAAUCUUUCAAUUUUGGACAUAAUUAUCAGUGUACUAAACCAAGCCCCAUAAGUCUUGAUAAACUAGGUAAUUCAAUAGGCCAACGUGCCGCACAGACUUUCUGUUUAUUGAAGUUCAUACCUUUAAUUUUAUCGGAUAAAAUACUAUCGUUAUCCGAACAACACCAGAGAAAAUACCAAGUUAUUCAAUUAAUUCUAAAAAUUGUUAACAUAGUAUUUUCUACAGUGAAUACAAAAGCAAGUGUUUCUGAACUAAAGGAAUUAAUUAGGCAACAUCAUGAAUUAGUUAUAAAAGAGUACAAUAUUAAUUUAACACCCAAACAUCAUUUCAUGAUACAUUAUCCUUACAUAAUCUUAAAAAUGGGACCUCUAAUAGGCUUGUGUUGCAUGCGUUUUGAAGCUAAACAUGGAUAUUUUAAAAAUCUCGUGACCAAGUUAAAAAACUACAAAUCUUUAUGCAAAACUCUGAGCUUUCGACAUCAGGAGCACAUAUGGCACCAAUGGAACAACAUAAAUUUAGGUUAUCAACCAUUAUACGGAAAAUGCAGUCAAAUUAAUUACAAAAAUAAAUUAUAUUCUGUUUCAUUAAAACAUUUUGUUGAUUCAAUACUUGGUGUUGAAGACAAUUAUUCCGUAACUGUUACAAAUUCGGUAACUGCCUUCAGUACUUUCUUCCAAAAGAAAAUGUUUGUUACAUUAGAACACGAUGAAAAAUACCCACUUUUUUCCGAGAUAAUUGAGUUACUUAUUAUUAAUAAUAGUCCAUAUUUAAUUUGUACGACUUGGGAUACAAUUACAUUUAACGAGAUUUAUCAAGCUUACAUUAUACGCAGCCCUAAUAACACAAUAUUUGAAAUUGUUGACUUGAAAAGUGUAAAUCACUUUGUCUCAUAUGAGUUACAUCAUCCUUUUGGUAGCAAUAUUAAUGCAAUUGUUCCUAAGUAUUCUAUAUUAUCAUAAAUGUAAAUGUACAAUAAUUUGUUAUC